Molecule: messenger RNA, 2575 nt
Organism: Eptesicus fuscus (big brown bat)
Lineage: Eukaryota; Metazoa; Chordata; Mammalia; Chiroptera; Vespertilionidae
Gene: NSDHL
Product: NAD(P) dependent steroid dehydrogenase-like
Exons: 10
Coding region: 451-1536 (361 amino acids)
Biological process (GO): steroid biosynthetic process
Molecular function (GO): 3-beta-hydroxy-Delta5-steroid dehydrogenase (NAD+) activity
Source: RefSeq, a predicted model, not a curated record
CCGUUCCUAGCCGAGCGGCUCCCGGUCUUAAAGGAGCCUCCACCGGUCCUUGGCUCACGCGGGCCGCGAGAAAAGGGUGGUGGCCAGCGACCACAGCUCUGUAGAUGCUGGCUGCAGCCCUGCUGAAACUUUCAAGGGGAACGUCUACGGACGGCAGGUUAGCUCUUUGAAGGCAGGAACCUUUGUUUUGUUCACUACCAGCACACCAGUACCUGCAACAGUGAGGGGGACGCAUAUCAGGUGCUCAAUAAAUCUUGGUUGAAAAACUGGACUCAGCCGUGUGGAACUUGUCCCAGCAGAAAGGAGAAAAUCGGCUUCACUCACUCCUCUCUUCAUUGGAUCCCGUCAGCAGCCCUCAUCCUCUUGCCCAGAAGUUGAGUGAAGCACUUGGAUUUCACCAAUAGAAGAAAAGAAGGUUUCAUCACAAACAGGACCAUAUUUGGAGCUGAAAUGGAACAAGCAGUUGGCGAACCAAAGAGAGACCAGGUCACAGGGACACAUUUGACAGAAGACAUUCCAAAAGCCAAGAAGUGCACAGUGAUCGGAGGCUCUGGGUUCCUGGGGCAGCACAUGGUGGAGCAGUUGCUGGCAAGAGGCUACACCGUCAAUGUGUUUGAUAUGCGGCAGGGUUUCGACAACCCACAGGUGCAAUUCUUUCUGGGGGAUCUCUGCAGCCAACAGGACUUGUACCCAGCUCUGAAAGGUGUAAGCACAGUUUUCCACUGCGCAUCACCCCCACCAUCCAGUAACAACAAGGAACUCUUUUAUAGAGUGAAUUACAUUGGCACCAGGAACGUCAUUGAAACUUGCAAAAAGGCUGGGGUUCAGAAACUCAUUUUAACCAGCAGUGCUAGUGUCAUUUUUGAGGGCGUUGACAUCAAGAAUGGAACUGAGGACCUCCCUUAUGCCAUGAAACCCAUUGACUACUACACGGAGACGAAGAUCUUGCAGGAGAGAGAAGUCCUGGGCGCCAAUGAUCCUGAGAGGAACUUCUUAACCACAGCCAUCCGCCCCCAUGGCAUUUUUGGCCCAAGGGACCCCCAGCUGGUCCCCAUCCUCAUUGAGGCAGCCAGAAAAGGCAAGAUGAAGUUCAUGAUCGGAAACGGGGAGAACUUGGUGGACUUCACCUUCGUGGAGAAUGUGGUUCACGGACACAUUCUGGCUGCAGAGCACCUCUCCCAAGACACGGCCUUGGGUGGGAAGGCAUUCCACAUCACCAAUGACGAGCCCAUCCCCUUCUGGACAUUCCUGUCCCGCAUCCUGACAGGCCUCAAUUAUGAAGCCCCCAAGUACCACAUCCCCUACUGGGUGGCCUACUACCUGGCCCUCCUGCUGUCCCUCCUGGUGAUGGUGAUCAGUCCUGUCAUCCAACUCCAGCCCACAUUCACCCCGAUGCGGGUCGCGCUGGCUGGCACAUUCCACUACUACAGUUGUGAGAGAGCCAAAAAGGCCUUGGGCUACCAGCCGCUGGUCACCAUGGAUGACGCUGUGGAACGAACUGUGCAGAGCUUCCACCACCUGCGGAGGGUCAAGUGAGGCCCCCGAGACUGGGCCCUCUCACCACAUUCUGCCUCCAAAACCUCUCCUCGUGGAUCAAUAAACUAACCUCCUUCAAGGGACUUUCUUCUGAGCUCAGGUACCUCCUGCCAGUUAGAUAGGAGCACACCCGGCCUUUCCAUGACCACAAGCGAAGCCUUAGUGGAAGCACAGGCUCAGACUUGGACUUUUGGCGGGCAGCUUUGUAUUCUUCUGUUUUGUGUUCUCUCUCUCCCAUCCCCCCUUUCUCCUGGGUCCUUAUCAUCCCACUAUCCUUGUACAUAAUCAAGGAAGCCGUAGCAAAGAACCGACCCCGUUGCUAAUUGAGGAUGGAGAACUAGAUUCAUUUCCAUGCAAACCAAUAUAAGAGUAGAAGCCACAGACUGUUUUAAGGAGCCACAUAUUACAAACAUCCUAGAGGAGAAACAGAAACACAUGGUGAGACUGCAAGUGUACAUUUUAAAUAGAGUUUAGAGCAAACACUUCUAAAAAGCUUAAGCAACUGUAACCCUCCCCCUCAAUCCCUCUUGGUUCCCCUCCUUAUCCUUACAUGCUUCCAAGUUCUCCAAGGCCCAGCUGCAGUGCCUGUCUGCAUUGUGUUUUGUUUGUUUAUUUUCUUCAUAAAACAUUCUGUCAUGGUCACAUUUCACUUUAUCAACAGCAUCCCGUUGUCCUUAGUGGCACAGCGGUGAUCUGUCCCAGUGGCAUGCUCUUUCAGCUGUUUAGUGACUCUCCUGACAUCAGACUGCUUGAUGGUGUGGUAUGAGAAAGGUCAGACAGAAAAGAGUCUCCUUUAUCUGCUUGGAGUUUGGGCAGAAAGGGCACUUCGCUCAUAGAACCCCUCACACAGAACCCUUCCAGCCAAUUUCCAGAAGGCCUAGCGCAUAUAAUGACUCCGCAUUCUCUCUUUCCUGGGGAUGUUCUGCUUACAGAACCUGGUUUCUUCUAAGACUAAUUGACAUGUAAUCUUCAAGACCUGUUUUCUUCUCUGCUUUUGUCCAAAGUUGGGGAGGCUGGAAUAAAGACAUUGUACACGCCA